GCUGGAGGUCAGAGAGCCCCCAGGUCUAUCUCAGCAGAGCCAGCUUCGAAGGCUCUGGACACCUGAGAGCUGCAUUUCGAAAAGAUUGUCUGCUUUGGAGGUUGGUCUCUUUUGGAAGCUUCGUCCCAUCCCACAUAACAUACCUUCCCAACUCCUUCACACCCGCGUCACUGCCUACUUCACAUCUAGGUAGGUACCUAGAAACAAUACCUGCUAUCCAAAAAUUGCAAAGAGGAAAGCGCAUUUGAUUUCGCACCGAUAACGUCCUGGUUUACUUCUCAUCUUUGUCGCGGCCAGUAGCCUUUGCGUCAACAGACCGCCCUCUCAGCGUCGCAACAACUCAACCUUCAUCGAACAUUGAACGAUCUGAGUCUUGAAAGCCAAAGGAAAGCAGUCUGCAACAGCACAACAUGAGCGGGGGUCCAGUCGACCUUACACCAGAUGCGCUUCGUGCCAUCGGUUUGCAAGAACUCGAUAAACGCAUCCAGGGUCAUGCAGACUUGGUCAGUAUCUACCUCAUAUGGCUGCAGGAACACCUGAAUGUCUGGGAUCUGUCCGAUUCUGCCGCUUUCCGACCGCAAAUCGAGUCUUGGUAUACUUCACUGCGUUUUCACGGCUAUCAAGACCAGCCAAUCCGCGAUGCGUUCACCGCUUGGGUGUCAAACCAGAUUCAGACUGAUCCCAUUUGCGCCCGUCGAUUGCUAGUGGCUGAGGAAGAACUCAAUCAAGUCUGUGGCGGCAAACCGACCAUGCAGCCCAGAGACUUUGGAGUGGACCAUGGAGCCGCUGGUGUCAUCACAGUGAGAGAGGACAAGGUCAUUGACGUCUCAUCGGGUGAUGAUGACAGUGACGUGGAAUUCCUGGGAUGGAAGCCGCCCGAUAUCUUACGCAGUGCUUCCAAACCCGCUCGACAUCCAGUUGCACCUCUCACUGGGGCCAACAAAGACACCCAGCGUAUGCAAGGAGCCGGGGUUCGCGAGCCCAACGAUCGUUUGAAGCGGAUGGAGACAGUAAACGUAUCACCUAUCCGUGUGCCCAGCGGAAGACCACACAAGAAUUAUGUCUGCGAUCGAUGCGGUGAGAGGGGUCAUUACAAGGAGCAAUGCCCAACGAACCUUGAUCCAAGCUUCGAUCCGAGACCUACUGGUGGUUACCAGUGCUACUGCUGUGGUGCCAAGGAAAAGCACUUGACGACUCUCUGUCCCCACAACGAGAAUCCAGACUCGGUGACCCAGCAGCGCAUCAGAGCCGGGGUCCCGGUCAUGAUAUCGUCUUCGCCGCUUGGUGAAGCUGACUGUUAUCGCCCGCUAGCUAUGCGGCCUCGCAAGGCCAAGAAACCUCCGCCCAAAAGCACUGAUAGUGCUUCCUCACAUGGAAUUCAUCGAGCCACCAGCCAAAUAGAAGAGUGUGAUGACCAUCGUAUGGAUCCUGCCCGACGCGCUAGGCUGGAACGCGACGACCAUGAAGGCUCUUCUCCCCUGUCGAGUGGCCGAAGGAAGGGCAAAAAGAGGAGUCACUACUCACCACCUCGCGAGAGACGUAGUCGAAGAUCGAGCAAGAGAGUUCGACGUUGGCGUGAAGAGUCUCGAAGUGGUUCUCGAUCUAGCCGGAGCGAGCGAGAAGCUUCUGCCGAAUUACUGCCACGAAGAGGCUGUCGCAAUAGUAGCGACGGCCGUCUAUCCUACUGGGACGAUGAAUACGAUGAUGUCAAAAUGUCGGACAUGGGCUCUUUUCCGGAAAGCGGGCAACCAGGGUCUACCGUGUACGAGCCAUCGGGAAAUGUGAAGGCUGAGAUACAGCGUCUGUACCCGGACGCUGGCCCUUGCUGGGUCUCCGAGAUGGCGGGCUUUGACGUCGAUGAGUUCUUAGAUGGACUGGGCGAUCACGAACUUGCCGCGAUCACACUUUCAAGCGAGGGCGAGGAAGAUGCACGAAUGGGAAUGGAUAUUUUCAGUGACGGACAUGAUCGCCAGGCCCUGCCUCCUAGAGUCAGAUUGCCUCCGGCGCCAGGAGCUCUCACGGAGUCAGUCUCGAAUAGGAAAGGGGUCUCCCACGACCGCCGAAUGGAGACAUCAGUGGACGACAGAUCUCACGCGGACGACACCGAGGAGGCCAGCCAUUACGUGCUUCAGAAAGACGAUAAGGACAGGAUCUCUGAUGUGAACAACCGCAAAAUCGUGGUCAAAUUGCCACAGGGGGGUGGUGAAGGAUUGAAAUUGGACAGGUGCCGCGCACAGCUGGAAGUCAACCACGGUGCCUCACCCGAUCCAGUCGUGAAUUCCAGCAGUUAGAAAGUUUUGGGAGACACCUUGUCAUUACUGGUGGUGACGAUGCUUGCAGGGAAACGAGAAAGCUAUCCGUGGCUAACGGGCUAUUCGGAUCUUGUCUAGGGCGGAAUGUGUCGUCUCAAAUGCAUCCUCAUCGAGGACGUAGCGUAUCCAAAUUACUAGACAGGAUUAGUGGUUGAGCCUCCCUCAAGAAUCGGCGACUGAGAAC
Diaporthe batatas is the source of this 2496-nucleotide messenger RNA. RefSeq lists its product as uncharacterized. The record is from RefSeq and is a predicted model, not a curated record. Lineage: Eukaryota; Fungi; Ascomycota; Sordariomycetes; Diaporthales; Diaporthaceae. Bases 411 to 2291 code for a protein of 626 amino acids. Gene Ontology annotation, molecular function: zinc ion binding; nucleic acid binding. The transcript has 2 exons.